GUAACAAAGUCGCUGAGUGUGUUGUUGUGUUGUAUAGUGUUGUGUUGUGACGGGCUAAGAACAAGCAAUAAAUUAGGGUACCGCUGCCAAAAUGUCGCGUCAAGCAAGAAUAUGUGGUGUCAACCUGGGUUCCGUAGGGGUUUUAGCCGUUCUACUCUACGUGAUUGACAGAACUAUAGCUCAGGCGUUAGACGCGUACGUGCCGGGAGAGGACUACCCAGUCUAUACGGAAGUGCCUGAGGGUUUGUCUUUCACGUGUGAUGACAAGAUUCCUGGAUAUUACGCUGACCCGGAGACUCAGUGCCAGGUAUGGCACUGGUGUGUACCCAGUAUUGGUGGUAACAUCAAGUAUUCCUUCCUGUGCGGUCCAGGGACUGUGUUCAACCAGAGGACGAGGGUAUGCGACUGGUUCUUUAAGACGGAUUGUCCCAACGCUGUGGCCUACUACGGAGUAAACGAGGACCUGUACAAAGAUGAAGCAGGCAAUUACAUCAAUGGGAAAAAGUAGAUCUUAACUUAUACUUAAUCCGUAGAAGUAGUCUGGCUUCCCACUUUGGAUGUACAAAGCCACUUUGGUCUUUGGGAAAUGACAAAAUACCAUAGUACCGAAACAUAUCGGCGUUUGAAAUGAGUGACACCCAAUUCAGGCCAGGAGCUGAUCCAGCUUUUAUUUCAGGAGGUGGGGGAGGAGGUUACCAGGUCGCACAGAAUUAGAUAAAAUUAACAGUGUCCCCGUGACCUCCAUUCUGGACCAAACAAUUACAUUACAAAAAUAGACUUAUCAAACAAAACAAAAAUUAAAUUAAAUUAAACUAAAAUAAACAAAACUUAAAAAAUAAUUAAUUAUUUAUUUUUUAUUUUCUUAGACUGGUUUCUAUUUCUGAAAAAAUAAAAACAAAAAAUAAAAUUAUAUACAAUUAACACUUAAACUAAACCUUACUAAAUAGCCAGGGUCCAAUCGUAAAAUAAUUCUUUUUUUCCAAAAUUUCCUGAAUAGAAUCGUGUAUUAGGUUCAAAAUAAAUUAUAAAAUUCUGAAUAAUACUAAAUUAAGACAGAUCUAACAGCUACGAAAAACCUUUUCUUUUUUUCAAUUUAGUUUUAAACAUGAAAAACGUAAUAAUACGUCCGACAUUUUAUCACUUCUUAUAUGAUGUGCUUUUUCAUACAAAUUCCAUAGUAAUUUCGUGUUUUGACGUUUAGUAAAAAGUGACUGAUUUAUUUUUUUCUUCUGGCUUCCGCGGCUAGCGAUUUUGACUGAUUUGACUAGUUGGAAACUGGCCUAUUAUUAUGAUAUGUGGUUCUGUCAUUUCCCAAUUCACAAAGUACCUAGUUACCAACACCUUAUAGUGAAAAUAAAUUAAAAGCGCCAUUUCUAAAAAUGACAUUAGGAUGUGAUUUUUGUUAACAGUUUUGUCGCAUUAGACUUAAAGAAUUUCAGUACGGAUAAAAAUUUCUGGUUUGAAUAUAAAAUAUGGCUUCCAAUUUCAUGACUGUAGAAGAAAGGCAAAUCAAAAUGUGACUUUUCAAAAGGCGCUCAAUUUUCACUAUAAAGUGUGAAGAUAUAGUAUCUAUUCAAAAUAAUAGUAGUAUAGACAAUUCUGUAAAUUAUGAUUCACUAUUGCAUGCUAAUAUGCCAUAUUUUUGUAUUAUAUUAUAAUGGUGCUGAUUUCAGUACACACCACCUAAUUUUAUUUCAAGUUAUACCUAUCAUUUUCUUAUCCACCGAAAAGGAAAAGGAUAGGAAAAUGACAGACGUAAAAUUUAAUUGACAGCACAUGUCAAACGGUUUGCAUAUCAGCGAGAUGCCUAUUUUAUUCGCCCGGGUUAUUCAUUCAUUCGCUUAUUCAUUUUAAAAUGAACAGUUGUCAAUCAUCCGUCCCUUUCCUUUUCGGUGGAUUAGAAAAUGACGGGUAUAACUUUAAGUAAAAUUAUGAGGUGUCUGCAGGAAUCGGGGCCAAUGUAGUUAUAUGUAGUUGAAGUGCAAAAUAUUAUCUAAAGUAGAUAUACCUAUUUACAGUGUUAUUACAAAACGAAGACGAAAAAAGAAAUUAAGUUUAAAAUGCAGUCCCGCGGUCGCGGCGCUAUCGGAUGUUCAUUCAUUCACUAUAAAAAUUAACAUCUGUCCGUCCCUUUCCUUUUCGGCGGAUAAGAAAAUGACAGGUACUCGUAUAACUUAAAAUAAAAUUAGAUGGUGUGUACAGGAAUCAACACCAAUAUUCGUCCUAAAGAGAAGUAUUAAUUGUAAUAUGAAAAUUAUUUAAAAAAAUAAUCAUUUAUUUCAGACAUGAUAGUCUAUAAUGCAUAACAUAAACAGCCUAUAUACGUCCUAUAGCUGGGCAUAGACUUCCCCUUAAUCAGUCGGAGGGUAUAGAGCAUACUCCACCACGCUGCUCCACUGCGGGUUAGUGGAGAAACACCCAGACCAAGUCAGUUUAGAAAAGUACCACUUGAAAGUUAUUUUUUUUAUUAUUUUAUUUGGCCAUUUUACCACAAAGAUUUUCAGAAAAUUUUGAAAAGUAGCAUCGAAUAGAUCACUUUGAAUAACUUACCAGAUAUUUCAACUACUACUCUAUAGAGUACUCAUAAGGUAGGUAUAUAAAAAAAAU
Pectinophora gossypiella (pink bollworm) is the source of this 2607-nucleotide messenger RNA. RefSeq names its product U-scoloptoxin(01)-Cw1a-like. The transcript has 5 exons. Bases 92 to 508 code for a protein of 138 amino acids. Gene Ontology annotation, cellular component: extracellular region. Gene Ontology annotation, molecular function: chitin binding. The record is from RefSeq and is a predicted model, not a curated record. NCBI's taxonomy places the organism in Eukaryota, Metazoa, Arthropoda, Insecta, Lepidoptera, Gelechiidae.